This is a messenger RNA of Phycodurus eques (leafy seadragon), 4261 nucleotides long. RefSeq names its product bone morphogenetic protein 16 (gene bmp16). Gene Ontology annotation, molecular function: cytokine activity; growth factor activity. Bases 327 to 1649 code for a protein of 440 amino acids. The record is from RefSeq and is a predicted model, not a curated record. The transcript has 3 exons. Gene Ontology annotation, biological process: BMP signaling pathway; SMAD protein signal transduction. NCBI's taxonomy places the organism in Eukaryota, Metazoa, Chordata, Actinopteri, Syngnathiformes, Syngnathidae. Gene Ontology annotation, cellular component: extracellular region.
UCACACUCGUGCUGCUGCUUUGCAUGCACACAUUAGCACCUGCACAGUUUUUUAAAGCAGCACACACAAGUGGAAAGUGUACCUUUGGAUACAAUAUGGAAGGACCAUUACGCAACUUAGUAGUAGAGUAUUUACAUGCAGACAGACACUUGCUUUAGUUCAGAGAAUCAAAAACAACAACAACAAGAAAAAAAAAAGUCCACACAAGACUUGACACAAUCCACUCUGUCCAAAGGAGCAGGAGGGAGAGCCGAGGGAUCGGAACACUGGAGCUCAAGGAUAAGCCAUGGACACUGCGUACAUCCCAACACAGCUGGAGGUCCAUCAUGCUCCCUGCUAACCUCCUGCUCCUCAUGGUCCUGCUGCUACCUCAAGCCUUGUCCGGUGGCCAGGGUGACACCGGCGAGGUCGACAAUGGCAGGCUAGCCGGCGCACCGCCCUUCACUUCGGAGCCCCAGCUGACCGGUUUCCCCCUGGAACCGGGCCUAGCUCAGACCAUCCAGAGUCUCCUGCUGAGCCGCCUGGGACUGCAUUCGCAACCCAACCCUCGGCCUGGUGUGCCGGUCCCUCGGUACCUCAUGGAUCUGUACCGCUUCCACCAGCAGCAGUACCACAUGCUGGAGGACCCCUCCUUCAGCUUCCCCAGCCAGCACGUGCAGCAGGCCAACACCGUACGCAGCUUUCACCACACCGAGCCCCUCACAGCAGAGGACCACAAAUGGGCGCACAUCUCCUUCAACAUUUCCUCCAUCCCCCCAGAUGAGAAGGUGCUCUCGGCUGAGCUCCGCCUCUUGCGUACCGCCAGGAGCGCCUCCCUGGGCCCCGGCCCCCACAGACUGAACUUGUACCUCUCGGGGCGCCAACAGGACCCGCGCCCCACCCUACUAGAGACCAGAUUCCUUGCCGCUGAGCCUCAAAGUCAUACAUCCAGCGGCCUCUGGGAGGCAUUCAGCCUGAACGCAGAACUCUUCGAUUUGGCCCUGAACGGAGACGACCACCUUGACUUUCUCCUUGAGGUGGUGCCAGAAAACAGCACCGGUUUGGGGGAAGGGGAGGGACACAAGAGGGGGCACUUGAGGGUCUGUAGGUCAGUGAGGCAGGACGAGCACAGCUGGGCACAGGAGAGGCCCCUCCUGGUGACUUAUAGUCAUGACGGGCGGGGAGAAUCGUUGGUCAAACACGGACAAAGAAACCUUAGUGGGGUGCCCAGGAAAAGUUGGAAUAGAGACCAAAAGUGGGGCCGGGUUAAAACGUAUAAAACGCCGAGCUGGGAUGGCCAAACGGGAAGGGUUAAACGUAACGGCGGUCGCGCGGCCAAGCUCAAGCUCCUCUCCCGCAACCGCUGCCGCCGCCAUCCCCUCUACGUGGAUUUUAACGACGUGGGCUGGCACAAGUGGAUCAUCGCGCCCAGCGGCUACGACGCCUUCUUCUGCCUGGGCGAGUGCCGCUUCCCCCUGGCCGACCACAUGAAUUCUUCCAGCCACGCUAUGGUGCAGACGCUGGUCAACUCAGUCAACGGCGCCGUGCCGCGGGCCAGCUGCGUGCCCACCUCGCUCAGUCCCAUCGCCCUUCUCUACCUGGACCCCCAGGACCGCGUGGUGCUGAAGAACUACCAGGACAUGGUGGUGGAGGGCUGCGGGUGCCGGUAGCGUGCAGGAGAAACCGUCUGGGGAGGAAAAUGAUGGCAGGAUGUUCUCCAGCAAGGAAAAUCCCAACAUUAGCAUAUAUGUCAGAAAAUAUGCCGGCACUUUUCCACUGCACGGUAUCAGAAGGUGCGAAAAACAUGCAGAAUUGAACGCAUGAGCUACAAUGAGAAAACCUUUAUCUGAGAGGAGACUGAGGGCGGUUGCAGCCAAAUGGAGACUGUGGAGUGUAACACUGCAUCCACAGCUAAAAUAGUGUACAUAAACAUUGCAAAUCGGCCCAAAUUUGAGAAUCCCCCCCCCACGCACACACACUUCUUCCGAUCAUAGUCAACAAAGGCCAGAUUAUCAAUUGUCUCUAAAAGAUUAUCUUGAGCAAUUACCCUGCGGUGUGGGAUGUGUUAAGAGUUAUUUCUCGUCCCUGAACUGCUCGCAAAAUGGUCAGGCUGACAAUUGUAAAUGUUAAAAUUAUUAUCUAUUUACGAUUGCAAAUACAGAACAAUAGACAAAUAAGCAGGUUAAACUCCUACGGACAAUGGAGACUGUGGAGUGUAACACUGCAUCCACAGCUAAAAUGGGGUACACACAUACCGGCAAUCGGACCAAAUUUGAACCUUUUCCACCCCUUCUGAUCAAAGUCAGGAAAGGCCCGAUUAUGGGAUGCCUCGAAAAAAAAUGAUCCUGAGCUAUACUCUUGUGGUGUGGGGUGUGCUAAGAUAAAUUUUUCCUUCUCAAUCAUUGGCUUGUCUAUGUGAGGCCUCUUACAUUCUAACAAUUGGUUAAGAUUAUAAAAAAUCGAUAUGUGUUUACUCCGCUUAAGCUUCUUGAUCAGUGACUGACCAGCAGUGGUUCACCCAUAACACUGAUAUGAAAGUGUCAAUAGCGAGUGUAUACCGUGCAGUGGGAAAAGGGUGGCAACACUCAUUUUUGUUUUACAAUAGCGAUAAACGUCAGCCAUCAAAGCAUCUUCAUGAAAAAGUGGCCGUGAAAGCAUCUUUCUUUCACCAGCUAUUUAAAUACAAAACACAUCAACAAUGCUGAGAAAGAAAAAAAAACUGCGCUGUUGUUUUAACUGUACUCCAUUAUUAUUUAAAAGAAAACCUUUCUUUACAGACGUGAAAGUGAUCUGAUACGAUUCCAUCUCAAUCCACCGUUGCGCCAUUGUUUAACUUAAAAUGUAUUUAAAGACUGCAGCCUUGUGGUGUAUUUAAUCUCAGUGAUAUUUAAGAUAAACUGCACAGUCACAUGAAGUAAGUUAUACUGUAGCUUUAUAUGUUUGUGCAUCAUGUCAGCUGAGCAACAUAAACAACUUAAGUGGUGUCCACUAACAAAGCUGUGUGUAUGAGUGUGCGUGCGUGUAUGACCUCGGGAUUGGACUGACUAGUCGACUUUACUACUUCACAAUGACGUUUAGACUAUGACAUUGACUAGUCGCUAAUAGGAGUCUAAUUGAUAACUUGACUAGUUGAUGAGUCGACUUUACAACUCCACGAUGUUUGGAGUGUGACAGCCACUAGUCACUAAUAGGGCUUGAACCGAUUAGUCGACUAGUUGAUGAGUCAACUUUACUACUCCACAAUAACAUUUAUACUGUAACAUCGACUAGUCACUUAUAGGGGUUGGACCAAUUAGUUACUCCUCCACAAAGAUAUUUAAAGCGUGGCAUUAACAAGUCGCCGAUAGGGGUUGAACCAAUUAGUCGAUUAGUCAUCAAGUCGACUUUACUCCUCCACAAUGAUAUUUAAAGCAUGACGUCGGCAAGUCACUAACGGGAAUGAACAGAUUAAUUGGCUAGUCGAUGAGUCAACAUUACUACUCCACAAUGAUGUUUAGCACGUGACGUUGACUUUACUCAAGCCAACUCAUCGCUAAUCAUGUAGCAUCGCGUCUUCCAAACGGCCACUUUACUGUGGACUGUCAACUCGCCCAUCUGCUUUCCUCACUGGACUAUAAUGCUUUGUGGAGCUGUGAACUGUCCCAGCAGCUCGCGGGUCUUCACCCAGCCCACGUCGAUCCUCUUGUGUUCUGACGUGUGUGUUCUUCAUAAAUUGGGUGUUUGAAGACCUAUAUGCUCAAAUACCAUUAAUAACAUCAUCAGCGACUUUUCGACGUUGACUCGACUUUCACCACAUUAGUGUCGACCCCUGUUAUCUAUGUGUGUGUGUGUGUGUAUCAUCGUUGGUGCCGAAGUGAAGUCUCGUUCGUUGUGUCUGCAUGUGCCAACAGCAAAGAAAAAUUAUGAUGACACAUUUUGUGCCUUUCAAAACGACGUGUUCUUUGCUCAUUGUUUUUCCAGUGUUGCAUUCUCUUCUCUCUUUGUGAAAACACCGAUGCAGCAGCAGCUUGUAAAACCUCCGAAUAUGACUCCCAAUAAAGAAAACAAACCUGUGCCUGUGAGAUUUUUCUAUGUGCACGCAUGUGUAUUCUGCAGCUACAGACACAGAAGUGAAGCCACAAGAUCCAUUUGUUCAAAUGAAAUCAUAUAUUUAGAGAUAUAAAGAUGAUCAUGAAAACUACAGUGAGUUAAAAUAAAAUUGAACACACCCAAAGACUUUUUAUUUGUGCCUAAGACAAAGAAAGUAUAGUGGUGCCUUGUGAUACGACUUUUCAGAAUCAGA